AUGAAGUUGAACAAGAUCCUUUGUGGUUUAUCCACAUUUGUAUUGAGCGUUACUGCGAUACCCCUGUUUGAAAUCCCAAAUGACUAUGAUCGAUAUGGUAAACAAUGCCCUUUGUUUGCUCAUGACAAUGUAGCAUGUCCUAUGAUUUGCGUCACAAAUCAAAACUUGUGUCCUACUGCAUUGGCUGCUACAUGUCCUACAGGCUUAACAUUUUGUGGUGAUGGUACUUGUCAGCAAUCAUGUGCUGACAUUGCUAACGCUUGUCAAUGUGGAGACGAUACAGUGCAAUAUUUCCCUUGUGCUGCUGGCCAACUCGUCAACAUCUCUCAUUUUGAUCCCAUCAAUCAAGUGGUGCAAAUCCAAAACACAUGUGCUGCAAACGCAAACAUCUCAAGUGCCAGCAUUGGUGCUUGGGGUGAUUUCAAUACCUCUUCUCUCUGGCUCUCUUGUCCUGUCAUUGAGCCCAAAUUCACCUAUACUGAGCCCAUGUGGAUUGCUGUGUGGGCAUUGAUGGGUGCUGAAGCUGCUAUUUUGGCUCUUUGGGCCAUCUACAAGUCGCUUCGAGAAGCCAAAUAUCACCGCGCUGUUUCAUCGCAUCUUAAAUCUGCUAGCUCCAACACUGUCAACGCUACCAACUCAACAUCUCAUCAAGAACAAGCGAUUAGAGUUAAUAGUCAGAUUGAUGAAGCGGAAUACAAACUGGAUGUUGCAAAGAAGGACAACGAGAAAGCUGCUGCUGCUGCUGCUUCAUACAGCGACGAGAAGUCUGAGGGCAAAUACACAAAUUCCACUGUGGAAUCUGACUCUAUCAAGGAAUCCGAGAAAUUGAAGUUUCGCGGUUUCCUCAAUGACUACUUUGGCAUGUUUGGAUUUGCCUCUUGUGUAAUUACAACCUUAUUAUUCUUUGUGUUUUUGGGCUGUUUGGUUGGUGAUUAUUAUGGCACUUUGGGUGAUGGUGCUUUGACGGUAUUCUUGUCGGGCGAUGUGUCAUCCAAGAUUUUCACUGCUGUCUGGCACAUUGCCGCUGCUUGGUUCUGUGUUAUGAUGUUUACCAAGAAGACCAUUCGCAACUACUUUAGAAUCGAAUCAUACCCUCAUAAAUGUCCCUAUGUUCAAGUGGAACGCAAACAGGACGAGCUGAUUUUUUUGGCUGAUGGCAGUAAAUGGAUUUCAAAGCUCAGAGUCCUUGAAAGACGUGUAACCGAGCGUUUGGGAAUGAAUGUCCUGGUUUCUACAUGCCCCGUCAAGCUGACAGAAAACAAGCUCCGUUAUUUUGAAUACCAAUGUAUGCGAUAUGUUUACAAUACUGAUAAAUCAAGAUUCGAACCUUACGAAUUUGAUCUGGGAUCUACCAACAGAAAGCUCCAAGGUUGGUCAAAGGGUGUAUCCAGCCAAGAGGCAAAGAGCAGGGCUGAUUUUCUCGGUGCCAACAUUAUCAAGGUGGAUGUCCCUUCCAUUCCUGUUGCCAUCUUGCAAGAAUUCUCCUCCUUUUUGUAUCUCUACCAAAUGAUGUGUAUGUGGGUCUGGUACUACUUCCAAUACUAUCAAAUGGGUCUUGUGCAAACCUGUAUUAUUCUCGUUGCUGCAUUUAUCCGUGUCUUUUUGCGUCUCAGAGCAGAACACCGUAUUAAGGAAAUGGCAGAACAUGUUACAGAUGUCACUGUGUUACGUGAUGGCCAGUGGACCACCGCUUCCAGUGCCGAUUUGAUUCCAGGCGAUGUCUUUGAAGUCGAAGAAAACACCCUGAUCCCUUGUGAUGCUGUUGUUCUCUCAGGUACUGUUGUUGUCAACGAGUCUUCUCUCACUGGUGAGGCUAUGCCUGUUCGUAAGUUUGCUAUUGCUAAUGAUGACAAUGCCUAUGAGAUGAAUGGCUCUGGUAAAUCAAACACCUUGUUUGCUGGUACUAUUGUCCAACAAACCACUCCUGCUGUUUCCACUGACGAAGAGCGCCGUGUGUACGCAUUGACACUUCGUACUGGUAUUGCCUCUGAAAAGGGUAUGCUGAUCCACAAGAUUCUCUUCCCAUCUCCUGUUUCUUUCAUCUUUAAUGAGCAUUUGAAGGUUGCCAUUUGCAUCCUGUUGGUGUGGGGUCUUGUUGCCUUCUGUCUAACAUUGUAUUUGAUGGGUCGUGGUAACAUUACUAGUUGGUACUAUGGUGUCUUUAUCAUCUCUGAAAUCUUCUCUCCUUUGCUUCCUGCUGCUUUCACUAUUAACCAAUCUGUUUGUGCUGCUCGCUUGAGAGGCAAGAAGAUUCUCUGUAUUGAUCUUCCUCGUAUCAAUCUCGCUGGUAAGGUGCGCAUCUUUUGUUUCGAUAAGACGGGUACUCUUACUCGUGAAGGUUUGGAAUUCUAUGGCUCUGUCUCUGCUCCCUCUGCUGUCAUCGCCCCCUUUGGUCAUCGUGAAGAAGAUCCCCUCAAGAUGGAGCCCAUUUUGGCUAUGGGCAUUGCCACCUGUCAUGCUGUCACCAAAGUCAAGGAGCAAUACAUUGGUAACCCUGUCGAUAUUGAAUCGUUCAAUGCUAUGAAAUGGGAUUUGUUAGAACCCACUGAAGCUGCUUAUUUGGAUACUUUGGCUGUGCCUUCUGCUACGCCUACCAGUGAAAAGAAGUUGGUCCAUGUUGUGCGUCGUUUUGAAUUCGUCCAUGCUCGUGCCUCUCAAUCUGUCGCUGUGCUCGAUCCCGAAACGCAGCAUGUCCAUGUCUUCCUCAAGGGCUCUUUUGAGAGAGUCAAGUACCUCUCUCAUCCUGAUUCCAUCCCUGUGGAUUAUGAUCAACAAGCUGCCAAGUAUGCUCAGGAAGGUUGUUAUGUAUUGUCCAUGGCUCAUCGUAAUAUCGGUGUCUUGGGCCAAGAUGUUACUAUGGAACAACUCAAGUCCAUGACGCGUGAUGAGCUCGAGCAAGACUGCAGUUUUGCUGGUUUCGUUCUCUUCCGUAACAUGUUGAAGCAUGAUACUACGGAUGCGAUUGCUGAAUUGAAGGGUGGCGACACCCGUGUCGUGAUGAUUACUGGUGAUACUGCUUUGACUGGUAUCUUUAUCGCUCGUCAGUGCGGUAUGAUUGAACCUCAUCAGCGUAUUCUCUUGGGUGAUCUUGUGAAUAGUACUGUUGUUUGGCAUGAUGUUGAAUCUGGAGACCAAGUCGAUGUAGAUCAAAUCAUUGACCAAGAUCCUCGUGAGGAACAUGAGAAGCGUGUGGAACUUGCUAUUACUGGUCGCGCAUUUGAAGCCUUGAUCAAGGAAGACAGAAUGCGCAAAUACCUCUUGAUGACUCGUGUGUUCUCUCGUAUGACUCCCAAUGACAAGGUGAUGUGUGUUCAACUUCAUAUGGAAAAGGGUGUCACUGCCAUGUGUGGUGAUGGCGGUAAUGAUUGUGGUGCUCUUCGUGCUGCUCAUGUUGGUCUGGCCUUGUCAGAAGCCGAAGCAUCUAUUGUGUCUCCCUUCAGCACUAGCAACCGUUCUAUUAUGCAAUGUGUCGAGCUCCUGAAACAAGGUCGUUCUGCUCUGGCUACCAGUUUCUCCAACUACAAGUUCAUGAUCUUGUACGGUAAUGUCAUGUCGUGGUGGGAACUGUUGAUGUUCUAUUUCAGUGUCAUUGCUCCUCAACCCCAAUGGAUCACUAUUGACGGUUUCAUCACUACGCUCAUGACAUUGGCUAUCACUCAAGCACAGCCUGCCAAAAAGUUGGCUUCUUCCAGACCUACUGCCAAGCCCUUGGGCCCUUAUACUCUUGCUUCCUUGUUGGGUGUUAUUUUCGUCAACUUUUGGUUCAUGGUGACCAGUGUUGUUUGGCUGUUCCAGCAAGACUGGUUCGUCUGUAACGAAUUUGAUAGUUCUUCCAUCGAUACUGCCAAGUGGUGGUUGAUUGGUGACAACUAUGAAGCUGCCAUCAUCACGUUGGUUGCCAUUUUCCAAUUCUUUAACAGUGCUGCUAUCGUCAACUUUGGUUCAGUGUUCAGACGCUCUUGGUGGAGAAACUACAUCUUGGUCUUUUUUUACUGCUGUUUCUUUGUGCAUACCAGUUUCCUCAUCUUGGCUGAUCCCAAUCCUUACAGUUGUAUCUUCCGUAUCAAUUGUGGUACUAGCUCUAAAUUGGUUGAACUCGGUUACCCCCAACCUUCUUGGGAUAUCCCUGACUACAACUCUCCUGUUGGCCACAAUGUCUUCCCCAAGUCUUUCCGUUGGCAGUUAUGGGGCUUUGUUCUUGGUAACUGUCUCAUCAACGUCAUCUGGGAGCGUGUUGUCCUGUUAUGGUUCCUCAGAAACAAGUACAUCAAGAAGAACAAGGAAACCCCAAAGAAAAACAGAGCUGUCUUUAAGCUUUAA
This is a messenger RNA of Mucor velutinosus, 4320 nucleotides long. RefSeq lists its product as uncharacterized. Lineage: Eukaryota; Fungi; Mucoromycota; Mucoromycetes; Mucorales; Mucoraceae. Bases 1 to 4320 code for a protein of 1439 amino acids. The record is from RefSeq and is a predicted model, not a curated record. Gene Ontology annotation, molecular function: ATP binding; ATP hydrolysis activity; ATPase-coupled monoatomic cation transmembrane transporter activity. Gene Ontology annotation, biological process: transmembrane transport. Gene Ontology annotation, cellular component: membrane. The transcript has 5 exons.